This is a messenger RNA of Hyla sarda, 2753 nucleotides long. RefSeq names its product nuclear receptor subfamily 5 group A member 2 (gene NR5A2). The record is from RefSeq and is a predicted model, not a curated record. Gene Ontology annotation, biological process: hormone-mediated signaling pathway; tissue development; regulation of transcription by RNA polymerase II. NCBI's taxonomy places the organism in Eukaryota, Metazoa, Chordata, Amphibia, Anura, Hylidae. Gene Ontology annotation, cellular component: RNA polymerase II transcription regulator complex. Gene Ontology annotation, molecular function: zinc ion binding; nuclear receptor activity; RNA polymerase II cis-regulatory region sequence-specific DNA binding. The coding region runs from base 159 to 1664 and encodes 501 amino acids. The transcript has 7 exons.
GCACUGACACAGAUGACAGCGCGGAGAGAGCGCAGUGUGUGCGGGCGGUGCGGGCGGCUCCACACAGGUGACAGCUCCGGGGGACGGAUGGAGCGGAUCUAGUCCCGCACAUGUACUGACGGCACCGCUCACUUACCGCAGGACAACCGCACUCAGCCAUGCUGCCCAAAGUGGAGUCCGAGGCGCUGGGACUGUCCCGGGCACACGGGGAGCACGGGCAGAUGGCGGACAACAUGCAGGUGUCACAGUUUAAGAUGAUGGGCUACUCGUAUGAUGACGACUUGGAGGAGCUGUGUCCGGUCUGCGGGGACAAGGUCUCUGGAUAUCAUUAUGGACUGCUGACCUGUGAGAGUUGCAAGGGUUUUUUCAAGCGGACGGUUCAGAACAAUAAAAGAUACACAUGUAUUGAAAAUCAGACCUGUCAGAUUGACAAGACCCAGAGGAAGCGAUGUCCUUACUGCAGGUUUCAGAAGUGUUUGAGUGUGGGGAUGAAAUUAGAAGCGGUGAGGGCUGACCGAAUGCGCGGAGGGAGGAACAAAUUUGGGCCAAUGUACAAACGGGACCGCGCUCUCAAACAACAGAAAAAAGCUUUAAUCCGAGCCAAUGGACUCAAACUAGAAGCCAUGAGUCAAGUCAUCCAAGCCAUUCCCACAGACUUGACCAUUUCUUCGGCUAUCCAAAAUAUCCACUCGGCAUCCAAGGGUCUACCUCUCAGCCAUGCCGCCCUUCCUCCCACAGACUAUGACAGAAGCCCCUUUGUGACGUCACCCAUCAGCAUGGCCAUGCCCCCUCACGGCAGCCUACAAGGUUACCAGGCCUAUGGCCAUUUCCCCAGCCGCGCUAUCAAAUCGGAGUACCCGGACCCUUAUACAAGUUCUCCAGAGUCUAUCAUGGGAUACUCUUACAUGGACAGCUAUCAGUCCAGCUCCCCUUCCAAUAUCCCGCACCUUAUAGUGGAACUCUUGAAAUGUGAGCCCGACGAGCCCCAAGUCCAAAGCAAGAUAAUGUCCUAUUUACAGCAGGAGCAGGCCAACAGGAGCAAACACGAUAAACUCAACACCUUUGGACUCAUGUGCAAAAUGGCCGAUCAGACAUUGUUUUCUAUUGUUGAAUGGGCGAGGAGUAGCAUAUUCUUCAGAGAGUUAAAGGUAGAUGAUCAGAUGAAGCUUUUGCAGAAUUGUUGGAGUGAAUUGCUAAUUCUGGAUCAUAUAUUCCGGCAAGUUCUACACGGGAAAGAAGGCUCCAUACUCCUGGUUACAGGCCAACAGGUGGAUUUCUCUGUUAUCGUCACGCAGGCCGGCAGCACGUUAAACAAUCUUAUGAGCCACGCGCAAGAUCUGGUGGCCAAACUUCGGUCGCUGCAGUUUGACCUGAGGGAAUUCGUGUGUCUGAAAUUCCUGGUGCUCUUCAGCCUCGACGUGAAGAACUUGGAGAACUUCCAGUUGGUGGAGGGAGUUCAGGAACAAGUCAAUGCUGCUCUUCUGGACUAUACCCUGUGCAACUACCCCCAGCAAACAGACAAAUUCGGGCAGCUUUUGCUACGGCUACCGGAAAUCCGCUCCAUCAGUUUGCAGGCGGAAGAAUAUCUCUAUUACAAACAUCUCAACGGCGACGUACCGUGCAACAACCUUCUCAUCGAAAUGCUUCACGCGAAGAGGGCCUGACCCCCUCCCGCCUCCCCGCGGAAUCUGAGCACAAACCUUCACAAAGACUAUUUAACUUUAAACAAAACAAAAAAAAAGACUUAAAAAGUCCGAAAAAAGGUAUAAUAAUCACAUUUCUUAAUAGUUAAUACGUGAUGCAUCAGGGUAUUUGUAUUUCAAACUGUGAAUGACAUUACAUAUCCCCCCCCUUCCCAAAAAAAAAAAAAAAAAGGAUUCUGCACGGGACACUGCCUGAACUCAACCUAGCCAAAAGGGAGGAAUCCAAAAAUGGUCGGACCAUUGCUCCUGAAACGGGAUCAAGGAAAAAAUGAGAACAAAACAAUGCAUAAAUAAAAAAAAAAAAGCUACUUUAAUCCCUUAUUUAGUUACACCGAGUAUGUCUAUGCAUUUCCAUUUCAGAGUGUUUUUUCUGGUUGGCCAAGGACUGAAUUCAAACCAAAAAAAAUGUUCAUAUAUGUCUAUAUGAAUAUAUAUCUGCAUGUAAGAGACUCUAUAUACGUUUAUACGGUGGCCUUGUUGGAGACGGGGGGCAAAAUGCACAGAGAUGCUCAGUAUAACUAGUCUAGAAAAAAUGGGCUUGUUGUCCGUAUCGGCCGCCCGAGGUCGACCUCCGAAUCCCAAGACUUAAACGAGACGUCGCACGUUCGGCAGGAGAGAUGCUACUGGGUUGCUCAUAUGUACUUUGCACUGUGUUCGUGGUAUUUCUUAUUGUUACAGGAGAUGGCAACGCUCUCUAUCUUUCUCUCGUUCCUUUGCCAUCAGCCAUUGGAAAUCAAAUCUUUGUAAAGCAGAGAACAACGUUGUGCGUAUAUCAUGUUGUGCGGACGUCCACUUACCUGUAUCGAGCAUAUUCACUGCUUUAUGGUGACAAGACUUUACCCCUAUGUUGUGGUCACUUUAGUGACGGCAAUAUUCACCUUCUUUUAUAGAGCUGUUAGCAAGUUUACUUUAUUCACAAUGGUACUAGCGGAACAGACCAGCGCUAUCCGUGUAUUCUGGUUCAAUCGCUGCUUCUGGUUCAAUUCACCUUUAAUUUGCCUACAUAGGGGAAGAUUUAUCAAAACCUGUCCAGAGGAAAAGUUGUUGAGU